AUGCCGCCGAGGUUGAACAUUUGGUCGGCCUGUAGGGCCCUCACUACACGGACCCGGGCGUUUGCCCAAGGCCCCCCGUCCGGCCCGGCCAUGCUGGCGAGGGGACUAGCCGACAACACCACAUCGCGGUUACCGAACAUCAACAACCCCAACGGGCUGCCCCAAUCUAUGGUACCCGAGAGCCAGCCACCCGCCUAUGUCAGCGAGGACAACGAAAAGGCUUUGGACCAAUUGCGCAUGAUCCAGUAUGGCAUCAACCCGCUGGACCCCUCGGUCGAGGGCCACAAGUACGGGCUGCCGGAACUACCAUUGCCCUCGCAGAAGCACGCCAAGCACAGAUACGACUCGGUGAUCUCGCAGGUCACGAGGUUAUUGAUGGAAGACGGCAAACUGGCCAAGGCACAGCGGGACAUGGCCAUCAUCCUACAAUACCUACGCACCUCCCCGCCGCCGCGUCUCGAUCCCGCCCGGCCGCUCCUCCCCGGCGCCCCCCCCGCUUCCCACCUCCCGCUCGACCCGGUCCUCUACCUGGCGCUGGCCAUCGACUCGGUCGCGCCGCUGGUCAAGAUGCGCGGCUUCAAGGGCCUGGCCGGCGGCGGCAAGUCGCUCGAGGUGCCCAUGCCGCUGCGCGAGCGCCAGCGCAGGCGCACGGCCUUCGGUUGGAUUCUGGACGCCGUGAGGAAGAAGAAGUCCAAGGGGAGUGGGCGGACCAUGUUCCCGCACCGCGUGGCCGAGGAGAUUGUGGCGGUUGUGGAGGGGAGGUCGAGUGUCUGGGAUAAGCGCAUUCAGGUCCACAAGGCGGGCACGGGUAACCGUGCGAACUUGAUGCAUGCGGGUGUGAAGGGUAGGCUUUGA
Messenger RNA from Chaetomium globosum CBS 148.51, 855 nucleotides. RefSeq lists its product as uncharacterized. Gene Ontology annotation, cellular component: ribosome. NCBI's taxonomy places the organism in Eukaryota, Fungi, Ascomycota, Sordariomycetes, Sordariales, Chaetomiaceae. Gene Ontology annotation, biological process: translation; ribosomal small subunit assembly. The transcript is spliced from 2 exons. The coding region runs from base 1 to 855 and encodes 284 amino acids. Gene Ontology annotation, molecular function: structural constituent of ribosome; mRNA binding; rRNA binding. The record is from RefSeq and is a predicted model, not a curated record.